AAAAAAACCAAACUCAGCCGUUGGUAUUUCGCUGCCUCAGUGCAGGUUUUCAGGCAGUUGUUAUUGCAAGCGAUUUCGAAGAAAAUUGUAACUGCUCCAGACACUCUUGUCAAAGAUAAUUGGCAUCCGCUCCUGUCCUGCCCCUCCUCCGCCCCCGCCACUGCUGCACUCCAUGGAGCUGCUAGCCAUUGUGGAUUUUAUGUGAUUUCCCUAUUCCCGCACUGAUAUAUUGCGCGUCAACGUUGUGACCUUCGCCGGAGCAUCCCCAGUGACAAGCAGGAAUAAUCAAUGGAGGACCUGACGCCGUUAACCAACCUUCAACAGUUUUAGUUCCAAGAUUAUUAUUUGCCCAACUGCCCGCCAACUGCCUUAUAACAACUGCCAAGUGCAUCGAAAACAGCAAACAACAACCCAACUUGACAUUCCUCCUCUAAUUUGUGAUAUUCUCAGUCGGAUGCUGGCACAUGUUUGUCUGCUGUAUGUCUGGACAGCUUUAUCACAGCUUCUACUAAUCCCUUAAGCCUUUAAUCGGGAGAUUAGCAAUAAAAAUAAUAUAUGUACAUAUAUAAUAAUAAUAGUACUCGUUUUAGGUACCUCAACAAAAAAGUUCCAAAACAACGAUUUGAUUUUAUUUGUCUUCCUAACGCUAAAAGUUUAAAAUUAAGAGUGUCACAAUGGUUCAAUAAUUCACAUUAUAUUUGAUUUAAAACUACAAAUUAUUUGUAUUAUAUAGUAUUCUAAAUUUAACAAUUUCAUUUUCUUAUUAUUAUGUAUUAGUAGUAGUAUUAAUGAUUGUAUAAGAACAAAAGUGAGUUGUAAGCAUUUUCCUUGUUAUUAUUAUUAUUUUAACCAAAAUAAGAGUCGAAAGAAAUUACCCACAGUUUUGUUUGGAAAAGGCAAACACGUGAACAUGAGCUCCUAAAAUAAUAAAAUAAUCUUCGGUUUGGGGUUAAAAAUCGCCAAGAAGGAAGAAUAUUUGCUUAGAUAGGGUCUUUCAAUUCACAAAAUAUCUGACAUUUUUUGUGGUUUUUUUUAUUGUAUCUUAAGUUUAAGUUUACUUUACAUUAUUUAAAUGAAAUAUUAACAUCUCCGACAUAGGUGUUAUAUUAAUCCACUUCCAUUCUGAGCCGUCGGAUGUAAUGAAAAUCGAACCACUCUGAAAUGAGAUAUGAUAUUUGCGAAACGCUGCCCUCGCCUCUGCUGAGUCAACAUUGAGAAUAAUAAUAAUGGGUGGAUAUUUGAUACGACGUCUGGAUACAUAUUAUAUAAUUGUGAUUUAUGGUACAAACAUCGGUGGCUUUCCUGGCAAAAUGCGGCUCUUAUCGCCGACCUACUCGUAUAGCUUGUUUUUGCGACUUGUCAGCUUCGAUUUCGGACUUCAAGCUAUACUCUACUCAGUGACUGGACUCGCAAAUUUGAUAUCGACUUCCGAUGCGAGCGUGUAAUGUGUAAUAAGGUGCCACAUAGAAUCAAUCUAUUCGCUUGAACUUUAAGUCAAGUCCAAGGCUAAGUCCGGACUAUCUGCAUGGUCCGAAAAAUUUUCCACUCCACCCCGGCACGCGUCCGUCGUCCAUUGCUGUGGCCGCCGCACUAUCUGAAUCUCCCUCCUAUUGUUAUUUGAGCGGGGAAAACUGAGUCAGCGGAAAAUUUUCGAGGCGAGAAGCGGGCGUCGCAAGUGGCUGGCGGUUCAGUGCGUUUCGUGCCGCCGGGAAGGGCACAUCACAUCUAGUGCAUCGCUCAAAUUGAUCGAUUGAUUAAACACCACUACACCCACUUGUUCCAGAUUCCCGAGGGUGCGCCCCGCAAGAAGAUGUCGGAACGCCAGCCGUUGUUGCUGCAGAGCGAUGCCUCCGACUACGAAGGCAGCCGGGGAUCGUCUGCGCGACCCAUACGCAACUCUCCGCCAGACAAUACGCUUGUGAAUGUCCACAGCGAGGACAGCCUAGCAGUGCACGCAGCAGCCUCGGGAUCGGGAGACGACGAACAUGGAUCUGCAGCGGACAAGGCCAGCUAUAACCCCACCCUCCAUCGCACUCUGGAGCACCCAACGUCAAACUUUGACACACUGAUCCAUCUGCUGAAGGGCAACAUUGGCACUGGCAUCCUGGCCAUGCCGGAUGCCUUCAAGAACGCCGGCCUGUAUGUGGGUCUGUUUGGCACCAUGAUCAUGGGCGCUAUUUGCACUCAUUGCAUGCACAUGUUGGUGAAUUGCUCCCACGAGCUGUGCCGGCGGCUCCAGCAGCCAGCACUGGACUUUUCCGAGGUGGCGUAUUGCAGCUUUGAGACAGGACCGCUGGGCCUGAGGCGAUACUCGCAGCUGGCUAGACGGAUCGUGACCACGUUCCUGUUCAUCACUCAGAUUGGCUUUUGCUGCGUUUACUUCCUGUUCGUGGCCCUCAACAUCAAGGACGUGAUGGAUCACUACUACAAGAUCAAUGUGCACAUCUACCUACUGCUGAUGCUGGUGCCCAUGAUUCUACUGAAUCUGGUGCGGAACCUAAAGUACCUGACGCCCGUCUCCCUCAUCGCCGCCAUACUCACUGUAGCCGGGCUAGCCAUUAGCUUCUCGUACAUGCUGCACGAUCUGCCGGAUGUGCAUACGGUCAAGCCGAUCGCCACCUGGGCCACGCUACCCCUAUACUUUGGCACUGCCAUCUAUGCGUUUGAGGGCAUUGGCGUGGUCCUGCCUCUGGAGAACAAUAUGCGAACACCCGAGGACUUUGGCGGCACCACGGGCGUUCUAAACACGGGCAUGGUGAUUGUGGCCUGUCUGUACACUUCGGUCGGAUUCUUUGGCUACCUGAAGUACGGCGAGGAUGUGAAGGGUAGUAUAACCCUGAAUCUGCCGCAGGGCGACACUCUUUCCCAGUUGGUGCGCAUCACCAUGGCCGUGGCCAUCUUCCUCUCCUAUACCCUGCAGUUCUAUGUGCCCGUAAAUAUUGUAGAGCCAUUUGUGCGCAGCCACUUUGAUACCACGCGGGCCAAGGAUCUGUCAGCGACUGUGCUGAGAAUCGUUCUAGUCACCUUCACUUUUCUGCUGGCCACUUGCAUUCCGAAUUUGGGCUCCAUUAUCUCCCUUGUGGGUGCCGUCAGUAGCUCAGCGUUGGCUCUCAUAGCGCCGCCCAUAAUCGAAAUGAUUACGUUUUAUAAUGUCGGAUAUGGCCGCUACAAUUGGAUGCUGUGGAAGGACUUUCUCAUCCUGAUAUUCGGACUUGGUGGCUUUGUCUUUGGCACCUGGGCCAGCUUGGCGCAGAUCCUAAACGACCGGACACACUGAGUUUGACCAGGACCGAGAUAGAGUUUCUGUGCGAAUUUAUGUCGAAGGCUUUAUGUAGUUUAUACCCUAAGUUAUUCUUCCUGUUUCGAGGAAAGUGUACCUUUCGGUGCUCCAUUUGUGUUUUAAUUUAUUUUUUUUGCGAUGAUAGUUGUAUCUUGUUAUCCAUUAGCUCCAAUUUUGUACCAGAGACAAUAACUAGCAAUAUAAGUAGACAGUUUUGCAAUACUCUUCAGUUCAGUUCAGUACAACAGUAGCUUAUGAAUUUACCUGCGUUAACUCGAGAUCCGCACAAUGCCAAGUGAUUUUCGCGUAGUAUUCUUAAAUAAUUUGUUGUUUAGAUUUUACUAUGUAUGUUAGUCUAGGUCGGUGCAGCGCGAUCAUUCCAAAGCAACGCCCAAAAAGAAUUUACCCAGCAAACCGAAGUUUUAUCGUUCGUAUUUUCUAAUUAUAUAUAUAUAUAGUUAUACAUGCAUAUACUACUCAGCAUACCGUAUUGGGUCUCCGAAAUCUCGACCUCCGAUUACAUCCAUUAGGUGUAUCAGCAAAUGUUCUUUAAUGGUUUAACGAGUAACAAAAGACAAUAAUAAAACUUAAUGUUUAUAAAAA
Molecule: messenger RNA, 3883 nt
Organism: Drosophila kikkawai
Lineage: Eukaryota; Metazoa; Arthropoda; Insecta; Diptera; Drosophilidae
Source: RefSeq, a predicted model, not a curated record